This is a messenger RNA of Dipodomys spectabilis (banner-tailed kangaroo rat), 2529 nucleotides long. RefSeq names its product adhesion G protein-coupled receptor G5 (gene Adgrg5). Gene Ontology annotation, biological process: adenylate cyclase-activating G protein-coupled receptor signaling pathway; cell surface receptor signaling pathway. The record is from RefSeq and is a predicted model, not a curated record. Gene Ontology annotation, molecular function: G protein-coupled receptor activity. Gene Ontology annotation, cellular component: membrane. The annotation marks the transcript as partial. Lineage: Eukaryota; Metazoa; Chordata; Mammalia; Rodentia; Heteromyidae. The transcript is spliced from 7 exons.
CUUCCUCUGCUCUUCCAGGAUGACAGCAACUCAUCCUUGCUCAAUAACUAUAUCCUGGGAGCCCAGCUGGGCCAUAGACCUGUGAACAACCUCAGAGAUCCAGUCAACAUCAGCAUCUGGCACAACCAAAGCCUGGAAUUCUACACACUAACCUGUGUCUUCUGGAAGGAGGGGGACAGCCAGCACUCCCAGGGGGGCUGGAGCCCUGAGGGCUGCCGCACAGAGCAGCCCUCCCCUUCCCAGGUGCUCUGCCACUGCAACCACCUCACCUAUUUUGCUGUUCUCAUGCAGCUCUCCCCAGCCCAGCUCCCCGCAGAGCUGCAGGCACCUCUGGAGUACAUCUCCCUGGUGGGCUGCAGCGUCUCCAUCUUGGCCUCACUGCUUGUCAUCCUGCUGUACAUCCAGGACAGGAAGCAGAGUGACUCCAUCGCAAGCAUCCAUGUGAACCUGCACGUCUCCGUGCUGCUCCUGAACGUCACCUUCCUUCUGAGCUCCACUUUGGCCGUGGCCCCCGUGCCUGGGGUUGCGUGCACGGCACUGGCUGCCACCCUUCACUACACUCUGCUCAGCUGCCUCACCUGGAUGGCUAUGGAAGGCUUCAACCUCUACCUGCUCCUGGGCCGCGUCUACAACAUCUACAUUCACCACUACGUGCUCAAACUCUGUGCACUGGGCUGGGGGGUUCCGGCCCUCCUGGUGCUGCUUCUCCUCACUGUGAAGAGCUCCGUGUAUGGACCCUGCACAAUUCCACUCGUCCACAACCAGGAAAACCACACAGGCUUCCAGAAUGUGUCCAUGUGCUGGGUGUGUAGCCCAGUGGUGCACAGUGUGCUGGUCAUGGGCUAUGGUGGCCUCAUGUCCCUGUUUAACCUGGUGGUGCUGGCCUGGGCGCUGUGGGCCCUGCGCAGGCUGCGAGCUGGCCAGAAGGCACCGAGGACCCGGGCCUGCCGGGACACUGUCACCGUGCUAGGCCUCACUGUACUGCUGGGCACCACCUGGGCCUUAGCUUUCUUCUCCUUCAGCGUCUUCCUACUGCCCCAGCUCUUCCUCUUCACAAUCUCCAACUCGUUCUAUGGCUUCUUCCUCUUCCUGUGGUUCUGCUCCCAGAGGUGCCACUCCCAAGCAGAGGCUAAGACAGAGAUGGAGAGGAUCAGCUCUUCCCAGAUGACCACACACUGACCUGGCCUCCUGGUCCGGAGCCCCAGGUCCUGGCUCACAGCGCAAGAGGUAGCAGGUCUACAGCUGGGCUCGGAGGCCCCUGUGCCCCCUCUCCUCCAGACGACAGGGCCGAGCUCUGGCAUUCUGCUCUAAGGUGGUCCAGUUUCACCUGUGUGUGGGGGAGGGGGCAGCCCCAGCCUACUGGAGAGUCAGGAAGCCUUGUUGCAAGGCCUAGCUCUAAUGCUCUGUGGCUAUUAUUUCUCAUGGAACAACCCCCUCUCCCCCACUGCCUUCCCAGUCUCCUCAUCUGUGACAUUGGGGCCAUAGGCUGUGGUUCUGUCUAGCCCAGGAGCUUUGUGGGGUGGGGUGGGGAGGGCAUCAGUGUGGGGUAGAAUCCUUACCCGCUCUCCCCCAUGAUCUCUUAUCUACCUGCUGGAGGUUGGGUCCACUGCCCACUUCUGGCCCCUGGCCUCUGCCCCCCUGCUGGUAUGUUGAAGCCCACCAGUUCUGAGACCUCACUAUAUUUUUCUUCUGCAACCCAAGGAUGAUGGCCUUAACUCAAAGCCCACCUUACCCAAAGAUGGAGAAGCGCCAGUCCUUCCCAGGUCUCCCGCUCAGCGCUCCAAACACCUGGCUUUUUAGGAGAUAAAAGGGAGUGCUUCAUUCCUUGCAGCUGAGCCCGCUGGGCCUCAGGGACCCUGCUGUUAGAUGAUCAGACUGGACUGGGUUUUCUCUGGUGGACAAUCAGAUGUGGGUGUGAAAUCCCAAGCUCUGACCACACUCCCAGAGCAUCGCUAUUGCCUCAGACCUGCCUGCCAGAGGGGAAGAGAAGGCCCUCGAAUCCAGUGCUUUUCCCAACAUGGACACCAGGGGGAGCUGCUGACCUGUACGCAGCGCCAUUGGCUUCCUAAACUGAGAUGGUCAAGGGUCUGUGAAACCAGAGCUUCCUCCGGAGAAUCUGCUACCUCCAGGACUGAGCUCCCUGGAUUCUGGCCAGAUGAUUUCAGGGAAAUGCCAAUCCUGUUCUGCAUCCGUGUGUCUCUUUCUCCAGUGUACCUGGCAGAGGUUGUUUUCCAGGGGGCUGGGCCUCAGGCAUUAGAACAGCUGGUGGAAGUAGAUUUCCACUCCAGCUCAUCAGACAGUUUUAUGCCCUUGAGCCUCACAGGAAGGGAAAUGGAUCGCUGUCCUGUGUGUGUGUGUGUGUGUGUGUGUUUUUUGGGGGGGGAUCCACUACCAUUCUGUAUAUCUCUGGAUGAUACUUGCUAGCUGUGUGACUGUAGAAAAGUCACUCUUCUCUGUGCCUUUGUCUUUCCAGUUGUUCAACUAUUUUGAAGAUUGAGUAAAAUAAUCCACGUGGAGGCUUGGCUCAGA